This is a messenger RNA of Cercocebus atys (sooty mangabey), 4414 nucleotides long. RefSeq names its product olfactory receptor-like protein OLF3. Lineage: Eukaryota; Metazoa; Chordata; Mammalia; Primates; Cercopithecidae. Gene Ontology annotation, biological process: G protein-coupled receptor signaling pathway. Bases 2252 to 3187 code for a protein of 311 amino acids. Gene Ontology annotation, cellular component: membrane. The transcript has a single exon. Gene Ontology annotation, molecular function: G protein-coupled receptor activity; olfactory receptor activity. The record is from RefSeq and is a predicted model, not a curated record.
UUUCAUUAAGGAUACGUAUAUUGCCGCCCUCCAAUGAAUUAGGAAAGAUUUGAACUUAUGCUCCCUUUAGACAGAUCAAGAAACGAGUUAAUGAGAGAUGAACUGGUAAAUGCAUAUUCAUUGGCAAAGCAGUUCAUUCACUCCCAGGAAGAGGCCGUUAAAAAAAAAUAACGAAGAUGAUACAGAAAUAUGACAUGCUAACUGCAGGUAUUUUUAUUUUAUCUUUAAUCAGUACCUUCUUGGGCCUUACUGGCCAAAAAUCAGGGAUUACUAAAUUUUGUCGAACCUUUAACUAUUUUUAUUUUUGUUAAGAAGUAAAAGGUUUAAAACUUCAAGAGAUUAAUGUCAGUUGGUUUUUUCAACCAGGUUUCCUUAUUUGGUACCUGAGAUCCAUUAAGUCAUCAUCAAAUAUACCCUUCUCUGUUAGUGUCAACCCUUUGCUGAUGAAAUUCCUUUAUAUAAAUUGUUUCAUAGGUCAUAGUAGAACUGACUACUACUCCAUUGAAUUUUCAGAACUAGUUUAUAAAAUAUUGUCUGUUUGUGGCCAAGGCACAUUGAUAGAUCCCAGGCAUUGAUUUUCCCCUUUGAGAUGAUGUAUCUCUCUCCUUUGUACCUGCAGUAUCUGCCAGUUAUGCUUUCAUAAUUUGACUAUUUUAUUCAUUAGGGAUAACAAAAGGGUAGGUUUCCUCUUUCUUUGGUAGAAAUAUUACAAAGUGAUUUAUUAAUCUUUUGAAACUGUAGGGUAAAUUUUAAAGAAUUAAAAAAAUUUCAUACUUUUAUUGCCUCGUCUCAUUGUAACUUACAUAAAUUAUCUCUUGGGAUAGGAAUGGUUUAUUAAGCUUAAUGUAUUCAAAGGUGAAUAAAGGAUUAUCAUAUCCAAAUGCCCAUUGACUUUUUGUCCGCUAGCUUAUCCAAGUGCUCUGGACACCCUAUUUUUCUGCAGUUAAUGGCACUACCUGAUCACAGAUGGAAAGUAGGUAAUAUUUGGUUGGAACAUCUGGGUCUAAGUUUCAUUUUCUUUUGCCACAAGACAGAGUAAUUAAAAGAUAGAAUAUGUGGGAAAUUUAGAGUAGGCUUUGGUAAGACCAUAAAAUGUUUCCAAAUCAUUUGUGAUUUGAAUAAGGUGCAAACACAGAUUACUAAGAGUUUCAAAGAGCAUUUUUGAAUACUAGAGCCCUUGAACUUUCCAAAAUGCUGUUUAUCAUCAUUAUUAGAAAGUUUGGAGAUGGUAUUGAGCAGGCUAGAGUGUUACCUUUUGGUUCUAUGAGCCACAAUAGAAGGAGAACAGUACAAAGAUAAGAGAAGACAAAGUUUUCCAAGGGAGUGGAACAGCAAAGUGUUUGAGAUGAGAAUAAGAAUAAAGGGAAUUGGGAGAAAGAGAACGAGAGAUAAUCAAUAGUCAUUUCAAUGAGUUAAUUUCAGUUAAUUAUUUUCCAUCACACUGUGGUCUCCAAACUGUCACUAUUCAAGACAUAAUGCAAAUAGAACCGGUGGGAAUAUGCAACUAGAUGACCAUUAUCUCUCAGUUAAUAGGCUAAUACUUCUAGCAAAUAUGUAAGUUCUUAUCAUUUGUUAGGGAAGAUAGUAGGUGCAUCACUGACAUAUAGUUUCUGGACAGUCAUAGCCUGCUGUGAACACAUACUCUGCUACUUUUCUGCAGGAGGAUGAAAAUGACAUUGGGCAUUCUUUCCUCUUACCUUAUCAUCUAGAUAAGAGAUUUUUGACAGUUUUUUAUCACUUAAAAAUCUAUUUUAUGUUUGCUUUCUAAGAUGAAGCCCCAAGUUUCUAAUUAUAAAUGGAUAAAAAUGGGGCAACAUAGUUUUGUAGUCAGGGAAUUCAGAGAUCAAAAAAUUUAAAAUGUGUUCGUAACUGUUAGGUUACUUUACUAUGGAUUCUGAGACAGUAAGGAGGGGAAAACGGGUAUCCAACAAAGAAGUAAGCAAACUUUAUAAUUAGAAAUUGGAUGUAAAAGAAGAGAUUCCAGUUUCACAGUUGAUCUUUUUAAGUCAAGUGUCCACUCAUUUUAAUAAAAUCUUCCCCACUUAAGGAAGAAGAGGUUUUUUUCCUCAACGAAUGCGAACAUCUACAGGUUCUAUUGUGGCCAGAACCUUCAAGGAGAUGUAUAUAAUCUGGAAAACCACAUCACUUAAUAUUAGAUGGGCUACCUGGUGUAAAUGACCUCAUAAAGCCUCUGCCACCCUGAAGUUCUGGGACUUACUAUUUAUGACUUGGGUUUGGUCCUCAGAGGCUCAUGGGUAGAGAAAACCAGACAUGGAUGUGUGAAUUCAUUCUGCUCAGAUUGUCCAGUGCCUGGGAGACUCAGGUCUUCCUCUUUGUCCUGUUCCUGGCCAUGUAUCUGGUGACUAUGCUGGGGAACUUCCUCAUCCUCCUCCUUAUCAGGCUGGACAGCAGGCUCAAUACACCCAUGUACUUCUUCCUUGGUGUCCUGUCAUUUGUGGACAUCUGUUAUACCAAUAGCACUGUCCCACAGAUGCUUGUUCACUUUCUUUCAGCCUGGAAGUCUAUACCAUUCCACAGCUGUGUGCUCCAGCUGUGUGUCUCCUUGGCAAUGGGCAGCAUGGAGUUCUUCCUGCUGGGGGCCAUGGCCUAUGACCGCUACGUGGCCGUGUGCCACCCACUGCACUACACGCUCAUCAUGCAUGGAGGGCUGUGCCUGGGGCUGGCGGCCGGCUGCCUGGUGGCUGGCUUCUCAAAUUCACUGAUGGAAACAAUUAUCACCUUCCAGCUUCCCCUGUGUCACAAUGUUAUUAAUCACUUUGCCUGUGAGACCUUAGCAGUGCUACGGCUAGCCUGUGUGGACGUCUCCUUCAACAAGGCCAUGGUGGCCAUCUCAGGGUUUCUGGUGAUCCUGCUUCCCUGUUCACUGGUCCUAUUCUCCUAUGCUCGCAUAGUUGCUACCAUUCUUCGCAUUCCUUCUGCUCAGGGGCGCCGCAAAACCUUUGGGACCUGCGCCUCUCACCUCACUGUGGUUUGCAUGUGCUUUGGGGCUACAAUGUUCACCUACAUGAGACCUGUGGGUGGCUCCUCCGUGGAACAGGAGAAGAUGGUUGCCCUCUUUUAUGCUGUCGUGACUCCAAUGCUUAAUCCCUUAAUCUACAGCCUGAGGAACAACGACGUGCGGAGUGUCUUACAAAGAGUGUUGCAAAAAUUUAGUGAAAAAGGAUGAAGAUUCAAUGAAUUUCUCCUCCCUUCCAACAGUCCAAAGGAAGACAUUACAAAGAAGAAAUGAUUGCUAUGCCCUUUCUCCUAAGAUUUUCUGACAAGGUAGACCAAGGGGAGCAUGUUUUUGUACACUGGCUCUGGCACUAUAGCUCUAAGAAUCACAGCCCUGUUAAAUAUGUGGCAAGAAAACAAAAACAAAAAAUUCCAAUUGUGAAACUGGGGUCCGCUUGGGAAUCUAGCCUCCUAGACUUCACACGCUUCCUUUGUUUCAGGAAAUAUACUGUGGACAGGGUGAAGAGCUUCUGAGUGAGACCAGCCACACUUUGUGUCUUGACCCUACCUCUCACCAACAAUGUGGCUUUCAACAAUCUCUGACCUCUAGUUCCCUCAGCUAUUAAAAGAAGCCAUAAUACCUAAUGUGUGAUGAUUUUGAAGAUUAUAGAUAAUCUUUUUAAAAUACCUGGCAGAGUGGCUGGCAUAGAGUAGAUAUUCAACUACUUAAAAAAGAUUUUUAGGGUAAAUUAUAGGCCUAAGUAUUAUGCAAUCCUCUCUCUCCCAUAUGGUUAUUCAAAAUGGGCUUUAUAAAAUUACUGUGGAUAUAGUGGCUUGCUGUUCUCUGUCUCCUCCAAGUGCUCUUGCCCAGACUCAUGGCAUCUAUCACCUAUCUAUCCACACAUCUAUAAUGAAGUUCUUAAUUUUCUUAGUUCCGGAAUAGAGAAGAUCUUUCUCAUGGGCUCCAAACACAUGUGUCCAAUUGCUUGCUUAAUAACAGUUAUGAAAAAUGAAUCACAUUCUUAACAUGGCUAAACUGGUACUAUUGUGCUUGCUUCCUCUACGGCAAACUGCUCAUCUCUUGCCCCAGUAUACCGUCACUAUAUCAGUAAAAGGAACACACUCAGAAUAAUUCUGGAUUCCUUCCCUUUACAUCUAAUUGUCAAUGAAUUCUGUUAGCUUUAUCAACAAUUAUAUAUGAUUGAUCUGCUUUCUCUGUUUCCAUCUCUACUUUCUACAUUUUAUUCUUUACACAAUAGCUUAAUUUUUAAAAUUACUAUUUGUUUUUAUGUAAAAUAAAAUACAGAAGCAGGAAACCACACUAAACACUUGUGUAACUUAGUGAAUUACCAUUAGCCAACCUGCUUGUCAGCACUGCUCAGAUCAAAAAUAGAACUACCAGCUACUGCAGAAGCCCCUCCAUGUGCCCCAUCCUAAUCACCCAACCCCUUUUCCCAAU